AUGUUGUGUCUUUGCGGACAUGUUAUCGCUCACCCUUGCAGCUACCUCUCGCACAACAUGCUCUCAGACACCAUUCCCUCGCAAAUGGGCAGCUUGCCGUUCCUUCACUACCUGUCAAUGGCCAACAAUGAGCUCGAGGGGCCCAUCCCUGCCUUCCCCGGUUCUUUCUAUAGACUCACCCACAUUGAGCUAUCCAACAACAAGCUGACAGGAGUCAUACCCACUUCUAUAGGCGUCUUGACGAACCUCAAUGCCCUGUGA
Messenger RNA from Closterium sp. Naga37s-1, 261 nucleotides. The record is from the annotation of a GenBank genome assembly. Lineage: Eukaryota; Viridiplantae; Streptophyta; Zygnematophyceae; Desmidiales; Closteriaceae.